UCUGGCGGAAAAAUAUCAUACGUAUUUUGAAAUACUGCAGUUGCUAAUAUCACUCAAGUGUUGUUUUUUUUAAAUUUUCGUUUUUAAAUAUUUAUUUUUUCUACAAUAACAACAUAACUUCAUACGCACGCUUGCGUUUACAUACAUACAUACAUACAUAAUUCCAUUUAUCAUUGCACCUCUGGCCGUUUUGCAUUUUUUAAAAUUUAAUUUUCAUGUGUUUUUACGAUUUCUGAGUGCUAUUGUUUGCCUAGUGAUAUCAAUUGGAAGCAAUGGUUCCUCGUCCUAUAACUUCCGGCAGCCGCCAGGCACCAGAUCCGUACGAUCAAUUUUUGGAGAGUAACAACUUCUAUCGCAAGCACACGGCUCGAGAUGCCUCCAGUCUGUUUCGGAUUAUUGCAGAACAAAUGUAUGAUACCCAAAUGCUGCACUACGAGGUUCGUCUGGAGUGUGUGCGCUUUAUGACCCAAAAACGACGAAUUUUCGAACAGCAUGUGGUAGGCGACUAUGACAGUUAUAUGCUGGAUAUGGCUAAACCGAAGACCUAUGGGACUAUGUUGGAGUUACGCGCUAUGUGCUGCAUGUAUCGUCGCAAUGUCGUACUCUUUGAGCCCUUCAAUCUGGGUACUGUGGUCACCUUUAAUAAACACUACAUUGACAACUUCCGCGUUUUCUUUGCUCACGAAAACCAUUUCGAUUCGGUCUAUCCUUUGAAGUAUAUUGAGUCUGCGGCUAUUUGUCAGGCCAUUUCAUUCAAGUUGCUUUACAAGAUGUUCUUCAAGUUGCCAGACGUUAGCUUUGCUAUCGAGACAAUGCUGCAUCCGCAGACCUUCAAUCUUGGUUCGUACGAAAUGGAAUACAAUAGUGCCGGCUAUAUCGUUCGCGUCAAGUGCAAGGAUGGACGCAGUUUCAAGCUGGAUCUUCCAGAGGAAACAAAGUGCAUAUUAGAGAACUAUAAGUUGUGCAAUUUUCACAACAGGAUUCACUACCACGCCAAGAUAUUGCAGCAAAGUACAGUGAGUUUGGCGAAACGACGUGAUUUAAAAAAUGGCACAGAUAUACAGACAUCGUUUGCCUCCAAUGAGCAACUGCAAAUGUGUCCAAAUAAAAUGAUAUCGUGUGUGCGCCAGCUUUUAGAUGAUGGUAUAACACCAUUCCCCUACAAGGUGGCCAAAUCUCUGGAUUCGCAUAUGUAUCGCAAUAUUGAGUUUGAUUGCUGGAAUGAUAUGCGUAAGGAGGCAAAACGAUACAAUAUGUAUGCUGGCGAUUACAACUUUAAGGUCACAUACCAAUCGCUUCAUCCGGUUCCGCCACAUGAGUUCCGACCCUGGUCGUUGCCACAGCGUUAUCAACGUAAGAGCAAUAAUAUAACAAGAUUUGUACACAGAUCGAAAAUGUAUAAAUGGAAGAAGACAGCCAAAAUGUUCGAGGUGGCCCCAUAUUUCGAACCGGGGAAGUGCGAGUCAAUGGUGGAAUAUAGUGGCUAUGAGCUACAACCCAUGGAUUGUUUCAGAUAUCAGCUGAUCUUAAAUUCUCAGCAGCAGCCGUUCAAAACCAAACAGGGCAGCAAUAUUACUGAAAUCCAUGACGGUCCAAGCACUAGCAACAAUAGCAACAGCAACAGUAUGGACGAGGAGAACAUAAACAAGGAUUCAACUCGGAGUGGCCAAACGGAUCAGCAAAUGCGUCAUAUUGACAAUCCAAUGGAGCGUUCACGUCAACCUCGAUUUUGUGCGCUUCAGCAACAGCAGCAUCAGCAUCUACAGCAGCAACACAUUGCCAGCACAUGUGAGAAUACUGGGAUCUCUGGCGCCACCGGAAGAGCUGUAGGUUUAUCUUCGGCACCUCCGCUGGCGGCUAAUUAUUCCAGCUAUGUGUCGAUACGUUCUGGACCAUUGCCAUUGCCUCUGCCACAUCCGCCACCAGCAACAGGAGCAGCAGCCGUUGCCAAUGGCACAGGCUCGUGGCAUUUGGGACCCAUCGCCCCAAUGGGCAUGACCGAUGAGUUUCACAAUGUCUUUUCACAGCCGCAGCCAGCUCAAGCAAAUGCCGGCUGUGUAUACAUGCCAUAUGGUUACCCUUCGCCACAGCCACCGCCCGGAUCAAUGGGUGGCAUAGGACCGCUCGGACCGCUGGGACCUCCACCACCGCAGCCUGCACCUUUUGUGCCGCUAUCUCCAAUUCUCGGUCCACCUGUACCGCCACCACCAGCAACAGCAUACGGUGGCGUUAUGACACGAGUUUUAACAACGCCAACGCCAUCUUAUUUGUCAGCAUCCUCCAGUCCCAGACGAUCAGAGGAUCAGGAAUCGGCUGUUCAGAAUGCUGGAGCAAUGCAGCCGGCAUCACUAGCCGAUAAUCGUGAAUGCAGUGUCGAGCCGCGACCCUCGUUACGUCCCAAUGGCGAUGAUUUGCCUGUAGAUGUAGGUACCUUACGUUACUUCUACAAUAUGGGUGUGGACAUGCACAAACGUAUGACACAUCGCGAGCGCCUUACGGACACGGCGGAGAAUGUCCAGACAUCCUGGAAUGGAUCUCAAAUAUAUGGACCCCCCCAUUUGCGUGCGAUAAACAAGCCAGAAGAAUUGAACUUCAAUGGACCGCACAAUUGUGAAUAUGAAUGCCAGCAAAACGGAGGUGGAAGUCCAUCAGAAUCGUCACACCACUACAAUAACACGGACCAAUGCGCAGCAAACAUAACAGCCAACAAAAUGGGAGGAGGAGGAGGAGCUGGCAAGCAUGUAGAAGCUGUUGAUGAGGUGGUUACAGCCACACCACCACCAUCACCGGACGGCUCGAAUGCUGAACAAGAAGUGGACAGCAAGACAGCUGUUCACUAUAAUUCAAGUAGCAAGCGCCCGUAUAACAAGCCGCGCGACAAACGAAACAAGUUCACCAUCGAUGUUAAGGAUGCGAACUUGAAUCGUGCCGUGGCGUUGCUCCCCACGCCAACACCAUCGCCCAGCACUAAUGGUAAGCACUUUAACUAUUACACAACGCCGCCGCCGCCAUCACCACAACAGCAGCAGCAACAACAACAGCAGCAGCAACAACAACAGCAGCAGCAACAACAGCAGCAGCAGCAACAACAACAACAGCAGCAUCAACAGCAUUCCAUGUACUUUACACGUAAGGGCGCCGGAGGAGUACAGCCACCACAUGCAUGGAACAUGGCGCCGAACAUGAUUGGACGACCCUAUGAAAUGCCAAAAAAAUUGUCCAUGCCAAAUGGGGUAACCAAUGUUGGUCAUGUUAACAACAAUAAUAACAACAACAAUUGCGCGAAUAAAACCCAGAACUCGAACAUUACAAGUAAAAUACAACAACAGCAAUCGCAAUUGCAUGCCACUGCAGGACGCCACUAAGCAGCAGCAGCAGUAGCUGCAACUAUUAUUUGUUAUAUUAUCUCAUAAUUGCAUGCAUGCCGCCGCAUUUCUCACAAUCAUCUUAUACUAUACAUAUUUACAUACCGAUAUUAUCAAUUUGUAUUUUUAAACUUCGCCCUUUUUUCUAUGCUGCCAACAUUAUUCCCUUUCACAAUUCAUCUUUGCUAUUUAAACAUUAUACACUACAUUUACAUUCCAUUUGCAUCAAUUUUAAUGAAUGAUCCUGAAGCGGCGCUAGUGCUGUCAGUUUCAUUUUUUAUGGCAUGUGUGCACAUUCUCUCUUACAUAUUAAUCACAUCUAAGCAAUCGACUAAAUAGAAAAAAAAAGAAGCCAUAAUUCAAAGACAAACAUAAUAGCCACGAAACUUUAAUCAAUUUUUAAAUGUGUAACAUAUAGCUAUUUACAAUCAUGUGCGGUUUUAUUAGCAUAAAUUUAUAGCUUAAAGUAGGCUUUACAAACAAAUA
This is a messenger RNA of Scaptodrosophila lebanonensis, 3851 nucleotides long. RefSeq names its product protein ovarian tumor locus. The record is from RefSeq and is a predicted model, not a curated record. The transcript has 9 exons. Bases 273 to 3365 code for a protein of 1030 amino acids. Lineage: Eukaryota; Metazoa; Arthropoda; Insecta; Diptera; Drosophilidae.